CCUGAGGCGAGUUCUUCUCCCACAAACACUGCUAGAUCGACCUCUGGGAUGAAUAUACGAAGUUCAACUCUCAGUUGGGUGUGAUUGUCGCGUGACGUAAGGCUGACCUGGCCGCGCUCGGCCCGCCAAGCCGCGCCGCGUCCGCGCCCCAUCCGCCGCUUCGUCUCGACGCUCAUGCGCGUUCCCCGAUGUCGAACGACUUCUACAACCCCAAUGCCCCGGCCCUCCUCGACUUCCUCAGCAGCGUCCCCUGGCCCCUCACAUCCGUCCUUGUCGGCCUCUCCCCCAUCAUCGCACGCAUCCGAGGUGCCGUCGAAAUCACCAGCUGGCGCACUUCCUGGUAUGAUAGCUGGCUCGCGGUAGCAGCAUGGUGGGCUCUAUGCCUGUUCGCCGACGCGACUCUACGAUACUUGCUUCCCAUAGCGCUCGUGCUCGCACUGCUUCUCGCCAGAUGGACAGGACGGCCGCUUCCCAACUCCCCGCCGAUCAAUGAGCAGACGCUACAAGCUGUGAUUGCCGACCUCACCACCAUUCACGCCCUCCUCCCCUCCCCACCACCCAUCCGAAUAACACCCAAUGUCGUUGUGCGCGUAUGUGCCAUCAGCUACCUUCCAUAUCUGUGGAUCACCUACUUCAUCCCGCUCCGUAUACUCCUUGGUACUGUUGGCUCUCUCACGCUCUGCGCUCGUGCACCAUGGGCUGCUACUCUUGGUCGGCAACUCUGGAAAAGCGCAUGGGUGCGCUGGGCAUGCUACACGGCAUGGGCGCGCCUCUCCGGCCAGCGACUCCCACCCCUCCGCCUCGCCGCGUCCCAACUGUCCGAAAACAUGCCCGAACCCACCGACUCCCGCCGCAUCCUCUUCACCGUCCUCGAGAACCAGCGCUGGUGGAUGGGCCUGGACUGGACCGCCGCCCUCCUCCCCAACGAGCGCCCCUCCUGGUCCUCCCCCGCCGCCACCGGCUUCCAGCCCGCCAAUCCCCCUUCCGUCUUCCCCCUCCCCCCACCCAGCGUCGUAUACCUUCCCGACGGCAAGGGCGGCCGCGUGCGGCGCACCGCCAUCUGGUCCUGGGACGACCCCGAGUGGACCGUCGUCGUCCGCGCCGAGGGCGGGCCCGCGCGGCACGUCCGCCGCCCGCUCCCCGUGCCCGAGGGCGAGAACUCGGGGCUCCUGAUGCGCGCGGCGGGCAUGAUGAAGGAGUCCGCGACGCUGCAGCAGCUGAACUCGCCCACUGUCGCCGCCAAUCCCACAGACGCUGGUGACGCGGCGACCGUCGACUCCGAGCACGAUCACCUCGCCGAGGACGAGCUGCCGACGGACCCGGAUGGGUGGAUAUACGGGGACAACAAGUGGGAGUCGCAGAGCGCGAAGGGCGGAUUGCGCAAGUACACGCGCUUCCGCCGCUGGCAGCGCGUUGCGAUCGUGCACGAGAUUGUUGAACCCGCCGAACCUGGCCCUUUGGGCGUCGCGCACGAGUCGGGGCCGGAGGAGACGACGCCGACGCCCCGCGCCAAAUCCCCGCACGCGCGGUCGAAGUCGCCUUCACUUUCGCCUGGGAUGGCGGCGAAGGGUCUGCCCACUGUCGCCUCGACGAACAGCGCGCCAAUCGGUUCUGUCGAGACGCCACACCUGUCUGGGGAACGACGCUUCCGCUCAGGCGAGCGAAGUCUCUCGCCACACUCGACCAUCUCCUCCACCUCGCUCGAGCCCUCGCCAGAACGCAGCCGAUUGGCAGACAACUCACUGUACUCAAGUUUCGAGGCGAAGACAGCGGCCGAUGGCAAGGCAGCCGCCGACUCGAGCUCGCACGAACCGAAGGAGAAGGAAAAGGUCGACCCCGACAAAGACCACAAGCUCUCACGCGCCAGCCCCCUCUCCGAAACCUCCGCGCGCCCCAACGCCGCGACCGAAAGUCCACUGCGCCAACGCCUGCGAAACGCCAUCCAUCGCGCGGCGCCGUCGAUGGGCGGUGGGCUGGGCGGUAUGGGUGGUGGCUGAGGGGGUUGAUGAUACCCAUCGGGGGAGGGUUACAACAGACCCACGCAAGAGGCUGUAAUUACUACUAGGCCGGGGUGAAGCGAUGAACUGUGUAUAUAUACUACCUCCUGUAUAAAUGAUCCUACAUGCACGCUCUCGAACUCUGACCUUUCGUUCUCCACUACAAGGUCUGCCUAGCAGUACUCUAUAGGCUAGUGAGGGGGCUGAUACGCUCCUGGUGGAAGCGUUGGGACCGGUUGGUACGCGUCACGCGCUGGCGAACCCAUGAGCUCGACGAUACUCGGUGGCCGAGUCGAAUAAGCAGGUGGUUGCAGUUCAUGCGCAGGUGGUUGCAGCUCGUGCGCCGGUGGCGGCAAUGGCAGUGGAC
Molecule: messenger RNA, 2364 nt
Organism: Schizophyllum commune H4-8
Lineage: Eukaryota; Fungi; Basidiomycota; Agaricomycetes; Agaricales; Schizophyllaceae
Exons: 2
Coding region: 189-1997 (602 amino acids)
Biological process (GO): peroxisome organization
Cellular component (GO): peroxisomal membrane
Source: RefSeq, a predicted model, not a curated record